Molecule: messenger RNA, 2059 nt
Organism: Styela clava
Lineage: Eukaryota; Metazoa; Chordata; Ascidiacea; Stolidobranchia; Styelidae
Product: kelch domain-containing protein 1-like
Molecular function (GO): protein binding
Source: RefSeq, a predicted model, not a curated record
UUUAAUUGUAGAUUAUUAGUUAAUGUUAACGUUAAUAUACUUGGUAGCAGUCUACAAAAAUGGGAAAUGAAGCUUCGCAACCGACUUCAAGUAAAAAGAUUGAAAACGACAUAAAAAUAAAUUGGAAGCAGCUCAGUAAAUGCCCUUUUCAACCAAGAGAAGGGCAGUGCUGUGCAAGCAUCAGAAAUAAAUUAUAUAUUUUUGGUGGAGUUAUUUGCGGCGCUGAACAGCAAACUGCGAAUAAUAAAGAGUCAAAUCAACUUAUUAGUUUCGACGUAGAAUCAAAUAAAUGGGAAGAAGUUAAAGUAUCGAAUGAAAUACCGGAACCGCGAUCAGGAGCGACACUAUCUGCUGUGGGAGAUAAGUUAUAUUUGUUUGGAGGUUUGAGUGAGAACCAUGGUUGGCUAAAUGACAUGUAUGUCUUUGAAAUAACAAGCGGAAAAUGGUCGAAAGUUUCUAAAUUUGAGGGUGAACCUCCAUGUCCAAGGGAUAAAUUAACAUCUGGUGUGUUUGGGACCGAUGUAUAUUAUUUCGGUGGGUUCGGACCGGGUGCUUCUCCCACGGAAUUGGAAGAUAUACCAGAAGAUGACGGCGAUGAGAAUUAUGAAGAUGAAGAAAUACAAGAGUUUGAACAAGAACAGCAAGCCGCCAUGUUCACCUGGUUUAACGAUGUUUACAGAUUUGAUACUUUAACACAGCGUUGGGAUUGGUUGCAUAGUGGAACUAAUAGACUAUCUCCAAGCCCAAGAGCUGCACACACUAUGUGUACUAUGGACCAAUCGUUGAUCGUUUUUGGUGGAAGAGACUCUGUCGGACGUAAAAAUGAUGUUUGGUCGUUUUCAGUUGCUACAAAUGAGUGGACCGAGUUGACAACACUAGGUUAUGCUCCUGAGCCACGUUCGUUUCAUGCUGCCGCCGCUGUUAGUGGAAGAAUUGUCAUUCUUGGUGGACGUGGAAUUGACAAUACGCAUUUCAAAGACUUUCAUGUAUAUGAUCUAGACACAAAUCAGUGGUUUCAACCAAAUUUUUCUGAUGACGCUGCCACGCCUCCAGCUAUGGGGUUACAUUCACUCUCUGCCGUCAAAAAUCAUUUAUUGCUUUGUUUCGGAACGUCAGAUCUUGACCCGGUAUUGAACUCUUGCACUACAUUUUAUACAGAUUGUUAUGCAGUGCCUGUUGAGAAUAUUUUGACUGGUGGGGCUUUAAAGAAAGAAGAAACCGAGCAACAACAAGAGAAUGAACAACAAUCUUCUUUACCUGCAUUCCUGAACUUGCAACCAACAUCCAAUAGUAGUAAUAACUAGAAAUAUUUGUAGAAAUUAGUUUAUUAUUAUCUCUUCUAGUGUCAUUGCAUGUUCAUGCCGUAGAUGAAAUCAUGGUUACCGUCGAUGAUCUCCAUAACCUUCAGUCCAUAUUUUUGGCAUGGCUGUAAGAUGAAGAUUCUAUUCAAUUCAAAACUAUUUGAAAAACUGGCUCCCACUCCCACCACAAAAAUACAGACUUCAUUAUCCUGACUCACAGCCAGGGGAAACCCCCCUUUUUGAAAUGUAAAAAAAGGCAUUUUUUCUUUCAUACAUAGCAAUUUUUCGUUGCUUAAAACGCUUUUUAAACCGUCAAGACUUAUGACAACCUAUUUCUUUAAGCCUCUGGCCAGACCCAUGGAUCGUAUGAACUAACUUGGCAAUUAGAAAAUUAUGGGCUACGCUUAGUGUAUCAAUUCAACUAUGUCUUACUAAUAUGUGCAGGUAUCCCAUGUCAAAUUGAGCAUAAACAAUGUACCUGAAUUUUCAAUAUGCCUUAUUUCCCUUUUUAUAAAAUUCAUCCGCCCACUGCCCUUCAUUUAUACCUUAAAUUGUAAAAAUUAAAAUUUUUGUAGAUUUUUUUAGCAUUUCUUAUCAUACUGAUAUAUAUUUAAUAUGUAUCUUUUUAUCUAUAUCUUACUAAUAUGUGAUGUUAUUGUUAUCCAAUGUCAAAGUAAAUAUGAAUUUUGUACUUCAAUUUAUAAUGCAGUUGUUAGAUUCAAUUUGAAAUAAAAUUUGUUCUGUUUUUUUAUUAGAAA